UAGUAAUCUGUGAUAAAUCAACCUAAAAAAUUCAAAUUAUCACCAGUACUCAACAAAUAAUUGGAUAACAAUUGAAAAUGGAUCAAAAUAUCAAUUUAACAGCAUACACUCCUGAAAUGUGGGUAAAGGACGACGAAAAUCUAACAAAUCAACUACAAAACUCUUCGUGGGAAAUGUUUCCAAUAUUAAAUUAUUUGGAUUCAAGUAAUUUACAACAUGGGCAACUUGUAAGAUUCAAAGGCAUGGUUCAAGAUAUGCACACACCUGAAUAUUAUCUGGAAAAGUGUGUGAUUAAUAAUCAGGAAACGAAUGAAAAAAAAGUGACAUAUGGUAAAUACCUAGAAUUUUUACCGUGUGAAGACAAUGAAACAGUGGAUUUUUAUAGCGAUGAGGUUGUACGAAAAGAAUUACAAACCUUUUAUGUGAUAUCGACACCUGGUGAAAACCAGUGGGUUAAAGAUUUUGAAUCGAAUAAAAGAUCCACUCUACUUAAAGAGACAAAAACUACAUACUCGUCUCAAAAAAGAAGUUUAGAAGAAGAUGCCAAAAUGGAUAUAGACCUGGCUACAACUAAUGUUUCUCAAGCAGGCAAAAGGCAAUGCAAUUCUUCUCUUAAUCAGCCUCCACCUAACAAAAUGGAUAUGUCAACUGAAUACCUACUCAACUUUCCUAUUGAAGAUAAAAACGGCAAAGCUUGCCUCGUUAAAAUAUACAAGAAUGAAAAAGAGAUUAAGCUGAAUGAAGUCUAUGAAUUCAUUGGAUUUUUGAGUGUUGAUCCCAAGCUGUCUCAUGAAAUUUAUUGUGGUGAAGAAUCUGAAGGUAAUUUAGAAGAUCAAGUUCACAACCCACCCCCGUCAUUGAUUCCAAGGUUACAUUGUGUAACUUUCAGGAAGUCGAACCAUGGAAAUCCACUUGUCUGUUCUGAAAAUUUGAAAGAAUUCAAUUUUGAUCACAUUAGAAAGGAAAUAAUGAUUGCUUUCACACAAUUGAUGCUAGGAGAUGAACUGGCUGCAGAAUACCUACUAUACCAUUUGAUAUCAGAAGUGUAUGUUCGUAAAGAUAUGAUGGCUUUGGGAAAAUUCUCAUUGAAUUUUUCCAAUGUGCCUAUUGAUGAAAACAUGAAAUAUGUUGAGGCAUUGUAUGAAUUUCUGCAGUUAUUAGUGCCAAAAAGUGUUUACUUUCCUUUGACAAUUGAAAGUAUAAAUGAAAAAACAUUUAUACCAAAAAAAGACUAUGACAGUAAUCGAUUAAACAGUGGUUUACUGCAAUUGAGUGCAAAUACAUCCUUGAUUUUAGAUGAAACAAAAUUGCAGCCUGGUAAACUGAAUCAAGCUGGUAUAACAGCACUUCAGGCAAUUGCCAAAGUAAUUACAGAUCAAACUUUAUCGUAUAACUUUAAUUACUACUCGGUUAAUUUUGAUUGUGAUAUAAAGUUUUUGAUUGUUUCUGAAGGUAAAUCACUCCUACCCAGUGAUUGUCAUGUGGUUCUCCAACCAAGUGAAGAGCAUAUCUCAACGUUUAAAGAGAUAGCUGCUGCUUUGAAACAUUUUCUGAAACCAGAACUUUUGGAUGAAUGCAGAAAAUAUCUGUCAAUAUGCAAAUUGAUACCUUAUGAUAUUGAAGAGGAUAUGCAUUCUUUUAUUCAAAAUAAGUUCAUUGAAAUGAGACAAAAUGGAGGAACAGCAGAAGAUUUACACAAUAUUUUGGUUUUAAAUAGGCUCAUGUGUUUAAGUUAUGGCAAAAAUACUAUGAACUCAGAUAUUUGGGAUAUGGCUUCUAAAUUGGAAGAGAAAAGAAAACAGAGGAUUUCAAGUUGAAACUUCUUUUGGAACUAUUGUACAGAACUAAUGAUUAUUUAUAACUUUUUUUUCAAAGAAAUAUACAUUUCUUGUAUAAUAA
Messenger RNA from Harmonia axyridis, 1899 nucleotides. Its product is annotated as mini-chromosome maintenance complex-binding protein. The coding region runs from base 78 to 1817 and encodes 579 amino acids. The record is from RefSeq and is a predicted model, not a curated record. Gene Ontology annotation, biological process: DNA-templated DNA replication. NCBI's taxonomy places the organism in Eukaryota, Metazoa, Arthropoda, Insecta, Coleoptera, Coccinellidae. The transcript has a single exon. Gene Ontology annotation, molecular function: chromatin binding.